Messenger RNA from Oryza sativa Japonica Group (Japanese rice), 1849 nucleotides. Its product is annotated as hexose carrier protein HEX6. The record is from RefSeq and is a predicted model, not a curated record. Gene Ontology annotation, molecular function: monosaccharide transmembrane transporter activity. Gene Ontology annotation, biological process: monosaccharide transmembrane transport. NCBI's taxonomy places the organism in Eukaryota, Viridiplantae, Streptophyta, Magnoliopsida, Poales, Poaceae. Gene Ontology annotation, cellular component: membrane.
GCAGUCAAAUCAAUUGCUCAAGCAAAGAAGCUACUACAGCUUGCUCGGUUCAGUUCAGACACACACAGUGCUCGCCUUGAGCUGCCACCCAUUAUGGCCGCCGGAUUCGUGGACGACGAGGGGCGGCGGCGGAGCGGCAGCGGGAGGGUCACGGCGUUCGUGGCGCUGUCCUGCGCCACGGCGGCGAUGGGCGGCGCCAUCUACGGCUACGACAUCAGCAUCGCCGGCGGCGUGUCGUCCAUGGAGCCGUUCCUGAGGGACUUCUUCCCGGGCGUGCUCCGGCGGAUGGCGGGAGGCGGCGGCGGCGCCGACGGUGGCGCGCCGCGCGUCAGCAACUACUGCAAGUUCGACAGUCAGCUGCUGACGCUCUUCACCUCAUCGCUCUACAUCUCCGGCCUGCUCACCGCCGUGCUCCUCGCGUCGUGGGUCACGGCCAGCCGCGGCCGCCGCGCGUCCAUGAUCCUCGGCGGCUUCGCCUACAUCGCCGGCGCGGCGGUCAGCGGCGCUGCCGUCAACGUGUCCAUGGCCAUCCUCGGCAGGGCGCUCCUCGGCGUCGGCCUCGGCUUCACCACCCAGUCUGUGCAACUCUACGUGGCUGAAAUGGCACCGGCGCGAUACCGGGGAGCAUUCAGCAACGGCAUCCAGUUCAGCCUGUGUCUCGGAGCUCUCGCCGCCACGACCGUGAACUUCGCCGUGGAGAAGAUCAGGGGAGGCUGGGGGUGGAGGCUCUCGCUGGCGCUGGCCGGCGUGCCCGCUGUGUUCCUCACCGUCGGCGCCGUCUUCUUGCCGGAGACGCCGAACAGCCUCGUCCAGCAAGGCAAAGACCGUGACACGGUCAAGGCGUUGCUGCAGAGGAUCAGGGGCGUCGACGCCGUCGACGACGAGCUGGACGAGAUCGUCGCCGCGAACGCCGCGGCGGCGGCGGCGCACGGCGAGAACGGCCUGUGGCUGAUCCUGUCGCGGCGCCGGUACAGGCCGCAGCUCGCCAUGGCCGUCCUGAUACCGGCGUUCACGCAGCUGACGGGCAUCAACGCGAUCGGGUUCUACCUGCCGGUGCUGCUGCGCACCGUCGGCAUGGGCGAGAGCGCGGCGCUGCUCGCCACGGUGAUCCUGGUGGUCGUCUCCUCGGCGUCGACGCUCGCGUCCAUGUUCCUCGUCGACCGCUUCGGCAGGAGGGCGCUGCUCCUCGCCGGCGGCGCCCAGAUGCUCGUCUCGGAGGCGCUGAUCGGCAGCAUCAUGGCGGCGAAGCUGGGCGACGAAGGCGCGCCGAGCAAGGCGUACGCCACGCUGCUCGUCGUCCUCAUCGGCGUCUACUCGACGGGCUUCGGGUGGUCGUGGGGUCCCCUGAGCUGGCUGGUGCCCACCGAGGUCCUGCCGCUGGAGGUCCGGUCGGCGGGGCAGAGCGUGGCGGUGGCGACGUGCUUCGCGCUCACCGUGCUCGUCGCGCAGUGCUUCCUCGCCGCGCUGUGCCGGAUGAAGGCGUGGAUCUUCUUCUUCUUCGCUGGGUGGAUCGCCGCCAUGACGGCUUUCGUCUACUUCUUCUUGCCGGAGACGAAGGGGAUUCCGAUCGAACAGGUUGGGAGCGUGUGGGAGGAGCACUGGUUCUGGAGGAGGAUAGUUGGGACUGAUGAAAUCCAUGCAAGUUCCAAGCUGUCAAAAUAGAUUGAUGAAUUAAAGAUAAAUCUGUUAUUGGAUCCCUUUGAAAGUAUAAAGUGGAAUUGCCUGUGUUAGAGCAAGUUUAACAGUAUAGUCUACUACUAGCUCCAAUUCAUCUAUAGCAAUGUAAUAACCAAUUCAUACAAUAGUUGCUUGCUAUAUUAUUAUAUAAUGUAUGGUCCCACCUGUCAUA